Molecule: messenger RNA, 3972 nt
Organism: Pecten maximus
Lineage: Eukaryota; Metazoa; Mollusca; Bivalvia; Pectinida; Pectinidae
Product: pyruvate dehydrogenase phosphatase regulatory subunit, mitochondrial-like
Exons: 18
Coding region: 138-2696 (852 amino acids)
Cellular component (GO): mitochondrial matrix; mitochondrion; cytoplasm
Molecular function (GO): protein binding; oxidoreductase activity
Source: RefSeq, a predicted model, not a curated record
GUCAUUGCUACAGAUAAGGGUUUAAACAUUAGAUUGACGCCUCAAUGUAUCCUUUCUAUCAGGUAUUGGUAUACAACAAGUUUUCGUAGAUCAGUGAUCAAAGGGUGGUCCACACGUUUUCAGACAGGGUUAGGUGAAUGCAGGCACUAACAGAGACAUUGGCUUGUCCUGCCAUAGGACUGACCAUGAAUAGAAUAAUAUCCUACAACCGACAAUUGAUUCAGCCUAGGAUAUUGGACAGGAGCCUACACCCCAGGACCUUUUUCACAGGAAGCAUAUACAGUGCCGUUAAUGGUCAUGGAGUGUCACCUGACGUUCCAAGCAGUGCCCGAGUCGUCAUUGGUGGGGGUGGAAUUGUAGGGUCUUCUGUAGCCUUCCACCUGGCCGAGAGGGGGUGGACCGAUGUCACUUUAUUAGAGCAGGGCAGGUUAACGUGCGGGACGACAUGGCACGCCGUGGGAUUGGUAGGUCAGGUCCGAGACACCCUGUCGACUACCAAGCUGAUGGGAUACAGUAGACAGCUCUACAAAGAGCUGGACAAGGAGUAUGGCGUGGGUCUGAAGGAAUGUGGAAGUAUCACCGUCGCUCAGACCCCGGACAGAAUGACGCUGUUACGACGAAGCCAUGCCAUAGCCAAAGCUGCUGGUGUAGAAUCUACUUUAGUGACAAAGUCUGAAAUACAAAAGCUAUGUAAAUGGAUUCGAACUGAUGACAUUCAGGGCGGGUUGUGGAUUCCGGGAGAUGGAGCUCUCACUGCGCCUGACCUAGCCAUGGCUUAUUCCAAGUCAGCCAAGUCAAAAGGUGUACAAAUCAUAGAGGGGGUUAAAGUGAACAAAAUUAACACACUCGAUGGCAUGGUGUCCGGUGUCCAAACCUCACACGGCGACAUCAGCUGUGAAUACUUCGUCAACUGCUCUGGACAGUGGAGUAAAAACCUUGGACAGAUGUCUGAACCGUCUGUAAACAUACCUCAACAUCCACUGGAGCACUUCUACAUCGUCAGUCAGCCAAUAGAAGGCCUCGAUAGGAUGAUGCCAGUGGUGAGAGACUAUGAUGGUUUGAUUUACGCACGUGAAUGGAGUGGCGGGAUAAUGACCGGAGGAUUUGAACCUAAAGGCAAACCUGUGUUCGGGGAGACCAUACCAGACAAAUUUGAAUUCCAGCUGUUGUCGGAGGAUUGGGACCACUUUCAGGUACUGAUGGACGGAAUACUGAAUAGAUUUCCGAUACUAGAGACAACACAGAUACGACAAUUUGUGAACGGUCCGGAAUCCUUUACCCCAGACAAUACGUGGAAUGUGGGAGAAUCUGCCGAGGUGAAGAACUAUUUUGUGGCCACGGGAAUGGGUUCCAAUGGUAUAGCUGGGUCGGGAGGACUAGGCCGACACAUGGCGGAACUCAUCACCGGGGAGCCUACCUCGGUUAAUCUAUCAUCUGUUGACGUGAAAAGACACGCAACACAGCAGGCUGAUAUUCAUUACCUUGCUGAAAGGUGUGCGGAAGUCAUAGGUCGUUACAGACUUCGUUAUCCCGAUGAUCAGUACAGAACUGCCAGAGGACUUCUCGUUUCCCCUCUUCAUUCAGAACUCAUGGCAGCAGGGGCAUGCUUUGGAGAAGACAGUGCCUAUGAAAAGCCUUUAUGGUUUUCGAAAAAUAACGAUCCAUACAAUGCAGCUAGAGGUACGUUCGGGAAGCCCUCUUGGCUGGAGCCGGUGAGAGCUGAGUACAUGGCUUGCAAAGCAGACGUGGGGGUGUUUGACGUCUCUUGCUUUACAAAGAUUGAGAUCAAGUCACCAGGUUGUGAGGCUUUAGACGCUCUGCAGACGCUCGCGUGCAGCUCCAUCUCUUCCAAGGAAGGGGAGGUUUCUAAGACAGGCAUGCUCAACAUUCAUGGCGGCUUUGAGCUCAUAUGUGACGUUAUCACAACAAGUAAUAACAGUUUUAUUUUACUUUGCCCCUCAACCCAAAAAGUCCGAUGCAUCACGUGGAUACGACGCCAUAUCCCCACAACCGUUGAAGUCAAUGAUAUCAGUGAGAAAUACGCUGCACUUCAUCUGAUAGGGGAAAAUGCCAUCAACAUUUUAUCAGAUGUCACUGACGAAAAGAUAACAAUUAGUCCCCAAUCUAGUUCACAGGUGCUAAGUAUUGGUCAACUCAAGAACAUCACAAUACUACGACAGAAUUUAGCCGGGGUGGCGGGGACCACUGUUCUUGUCCCUUCAGAGGGUUCAUCAGAGGUUUAUGGGAUGCUAAUGAACACGGGUGAGAGGUUCGGGAUAAAAAACGCCGGCCAUCAUACCCUGCGUCUACUACAGACAGAGAACAAUUGUCCCCAGUGGCUGAGAGAUUUUACGUCACGUGACACACCAUUGGUAACCGGUAUGGCGGAUAUGGUUGGUUAUCAGAAGGAAUCUUUCAUCGGAAAGGAAGCAAUAGUUAAAGCAAACAAGCCAAAUGCCUGUAUUGUAUGUCUGGAAUUACAAGACUUCAGUGUUGAGGAGGAUUCUUGGGUAUGGGGAGGGGAGCCAAUUUACUGCGAUGAUACGAUAGCCGGUUCCGUAUCCUCCACUGGAUUCGACUUUUCCAGUGAUACAGUGUUAUGUAUGGGGAGUGUGUCGAUACCUAGAGAUAAGCUAAAGGAUAGGUUAUUCCAGGUAGAUGUCAGUGGCAAAUCGUAUAAAGCUGUUUUGAAAUGACAAUUAGAAAUUAAGAAUAUAUAGAGGCCUCUUUAAUGAGCCUCGUUAUGAGGCCUCUUACGGAUUUUGCAAUAAAUGGUAUAAAGUGCCAAUCUCGACCAUACCAAUCAAUGAGUUUCCAAUGGAUCAACAUUAUUAUUGAGAUAUGAUGCAUUUUAUCUUUUUAUCUUUCUUUCUAUGGACCUUAUUUAUAUAAUUAUCUCCAUUAUCUACACAAGAGCAAAUGUGGUAUAGCAUAACAUUACUUGCUACAAAUCGUUUACCACGACUUAAGAAACGUCAAUGGGAGAUGUUCAUCGUAGUAGCUUAACAUAAGAUAUACAAUCACUGUCUAAACAAUCCGUGUGGUUCUACCGUUCACCAACGAGACUGACGUACAGACAGACAGGGGUCAUCAUAACUUUGGCACGGACACACAAUUCUAGGUCUUGACGUCAUCAAACAGAUGAGUGAUGAUAUCACAAAAUGUUUCAAACCUUGUAAAACUACAGGCUCAGGUAUAUCUAAAAUAACUGGACGAAAGUUAAAUAACUAUGCUCCUAACAAUCAACUUCCUCUCCGUUUAUGUCCAUAUAUGACUUUUAUAUAAUGUAUGCUAUGCUAACUGCAAAGACGUAAUAUCGGGUCGUUUUCGGAACUGAGAUAUACAGAGAAGUUAUCAUCAGUGUAUUCAACAGUGACAAUGUUAGUAACCACAGUGACCAUGGAGGUGUUACAUGUAUCGGUUACUGAUUACGGACAUGUUGUACAGACCUCAGUUGUCGAGAUUAAUGACAAAAAUGUUUUGAAGACUCGGAUAUUGUAGUUUCUUAAAAUGUUCCAAAUAGCUCAAAAAGGACGGUUGUGGAAGUGUGUUAAAGGUUUGUUGAAGUUUUCUGCAUGGAUCAGAUAUUGUGUUUAUGGAAUAAUCCACUACAGGAGUUCAGAUAUGGUACUUCAGAAAGUAUCCCAAAUAUCUUAGAUUUAGUGGCAAUAGUAAGGUCUGAUCAAUCGACACGUUGAUGUUAUGGAAGAAAUAAGUAGCCUAUCGGACAGCAGUUGAUAAUAUUUCGUGUAAAGAAGUAUGAAACGGUUUAUUUCAUCACCUGAAAUAUAGAACUAAUGAAAUACAAAAUGUAACUGUAAAAAUGUAUUAUUGUAUGUACAUUUAUUAUGAUACAUUGCCAAGAGCAUGAUUUCAAAGAUUUACAGGAAAUAACCUGUUUUAUUUUUAUUGACAGUACAUGUACAAUGUAUUUUGUAACCUUUUACAUGUAUAAUUGCCUCACAUUUAUUU